This is a messenger RNA of Syzygium oleosum, 2526 nucleotides long. RefSeq names its product potassium transporter 5-like. Gene Ontology annotation, cellular component: membrane. The transcript has 9 exons. Bases 1 to 2409 code for a protein of 802 amino acids. Gene Ontology annotation, molecular function: potassium ion transmembrane transporter activity. The record is from RefSeq and is a predicted model, not a curated record. Lineage: Eukaryota; Viridiplantae; Streptophyta; Magnoliopsida; Myrtales; Myrtaceae. Gene Ontology annotation, biological process: potassium ion transmembrane transport.
AUGGCGGAGAAGGAAGAAGAAGAAUCGGAGAACAAGACCAAGCUGAACAUGAAGGAGCGAAAGGUCUCGUGGGCGAGACUGCGGCACAUCGACUCUCUCAACCUGGAGGCGGGUCGAGUCUCCAAGUCCCACGCCCACUCCUCCAAGGUGAAUUGGCAAAUGACGAUGAGUUUGGCAUUUCAGAGCAUAGGAGUGGUGUACGGCGACAUAGGGACGUCUCCACUGUACGUGUACGCGAGUACGUUCACAGAGGGAAUUAAGGACACUAAGGAUAUUCUUGGGGUUUUGUCGCUAAUUAUCUAUACAAUUGCCCUUGUCCCCUUGCUCAAGUACGUCUUCAUCGUUCUCUUAGCCAAUGACAACGGCGACGGAGGAACGUUCGCAUUGUACUCUCUGAUGUGCAGGUAUGCAAAGGUGAGCUUGAUCCCGAAUCACCAACCGGAGGACGAAGAAGUUUCGAAUUACAAGCUCCACACUCCGUCGAAGCAGGUGCAACGGGCUCAGAAGAUCAAGGAAAUGCUCGAGAACAGCAAGACCGCCCAGAUCGUUCUCUUUCUUGUCACCAUCAUGGGCACUUCGAUGGUCAUUGGUGACGGUGUUCUCACCCCAUCCAUUUCAGUUCUUUCAGCAGUGAGCGGGAUCAAGUCACUGGGCAAAGCUGCGAUGGUGGGGAUAUCGGUGGGGAUCUUGAUAAUCCUUUUCAGCGUCCAGAAGUAUGGGACAGACCGGGUUGGGUUCACGUUCGCCCCCAUCGUCUUCGUCUGGUUCACGUUCAUCAGUGGGAUCGGCCUCUUCAACCUGCUCAAGUACGACAUUGGUGUGUUGCGUGCCUUCAACCCUAAGUACAUCGUCAACUACUUCCACCGCAAUGGCAAAAAUGCCUGGGUCUCGCUCGGCGGCGUCGUCCUCUGCAUUACAGGCACUGAGGCCAUGUUUGCCGAUCUGGGUCACUUCAAUGUUCGAGCAAUCCAAAUCAGCUUCUCUUGCCUCGUAUUUCCUGCACUGUUGACCGCAUAUAGUGGACAAGCAGCUUAUCUCAUGAAGCACCCUGACCAUGUUGCCAACACUUUCUAUGACUCAAUCCCAGAUCCAUUGUACUGGCCGAUGUUCGUGGUGGCAGUCGCCGCGGCAAUCAUUGCGAGCCAGGCAAUGAUCUCGGGUGCAUAUGCCAUCAUCUCGCAGUCGCUGGCCUUGGGCUGCUUCCCGAGGGUCAAGGUGAUUCACACGUCCGCCAAGUACGAGGGCCAGGUUUACAUACCGGAGGUGAACUACAUGCUCAUGGUUGCUAGCGUCUUGGUCACUGCUGGCUUCCAGACCACAACCAACAUCGGCAACGCUUACGGAAUAGCUGUGGUGAGCGUUAUGGUGAUCACCACUUGCCUGCUCACUCUCGUCAUGCUUGUUAUAUGGAAGACGAGCAUAUGGUGGAUCGUGCUCUUCGUCACCAUCUUCGGCUCAAUCGAACUGAUCUAUCUCUCGUCGGUCCUCUACAAGUUCAUAGAGGGCGGUUUCCUACCGCUUGUGUUUGCUGCCUUUCUCAUGACCAUCAUGAUUAUCUGGCACUACGUCCACAAGCAACGGUACAUGUAUGAGCUCAAGAACAAGGUCUCGGCUGAGUUCAUCAGAGAUCUCGCCACGAACCCAAGCAUCAAUCGGGUCCCCGGGGUUGCCUUCCUCUAUUCCGAGCUCGUGCAGGGGAUUCCUCCAAUAUUAUCACAUUUUGUGGCAAAUAUUUCGUCUAUCCAUUCAAUAAUAGUCCUUGUCUCAAUCAAGAACCUCCCGAUCAGCAAGGUCGCGCUAGAGGAGCGGUUCUUGUUCAGGCAGGUCAAGCCGAGGGGCUUCAGAAUGUUCCGCUGCAUCGUCCGGUAUGGAUACAACGACAAGAUCGAGGAGCCGCACGAGUUCGAGCGCCAAUUGGUGGACAACUUGAAGGAAUUCAUCCGGCAGGAGUACAUCUUCCUUGAGGCUGAGAACAAUGAUCACAUCCAAAAGGAUGUGACAACCAACAACGAUGUACCACAUUCGACACUGCUAGCAGAAGAUGGACGGGCCAAGGGAUCAAGCAUUAUGCAGGAGUCGCUACUGCAGCAAAACCCAUCCAAUCUCUCCGGCAAUUCUAUCCAAUCAUUUAAUGCGGCCAAGUCAACAAAUUCUUCCAAUGGAAUUGUGUUCGAUCCGACCCAAGUGGCCGAAGAGGAGAUGCAAUUUGUGCAGAAAGCGAUGGAUAGGGGAGUGGUGUACCUCCUCGGGGAAGCUGAUGUGGUCGCGGAGCCGAAGUCGUCCACGUUGAAGAAGAUCGUGGUCAACUACGUCUACAGUUUUCUCAGGAAAAAUUUCAGGCAAGGCGAGAAAAUCAUGGCGAUCCCAAGGAACAGGCUUCUGAGGGUUGGUAUGACAUAUGAGAUAUGAAUGAAAAGAGGGCACUAGUUGUGGUCAAAUAAAAUUUAGCGACUUUUAAUGGGUGAAACAGCACGGCCAUGUUUCAUAACUAAUGGCUUUUUUUAAUACAACAGAAGUUUUGAUAUA